Messenger RNA from Orcinus orca (killer whale), 4311 nucleotides. It is a transcript of the gene CES5A, whose product is annotated as carboxylesterase 5A. The coding region runs from base 1 to 1476 and encodes 491 amino acids. The transcript has 14 exons. Lineage: Eukaryota; Metazoa; Chordata; Mammalia; Artiodactyla; Delphinidae. The record is from RefSeq and is a predicted model, not a curated record.
AUGGGGACUCUGGGCCUGUGCCUCCAGAACUCAGAGUGGCUGUUCUCAGAUCAACACAUUCUCAAGGUGCAUUAUCCCAAACUCAGCGUGUCGGAAGACUGCCUGUACCUUAACAUCUAUGCACUGGCCCAUGCGGACACUGGCUCCAAGUUCCCUGUCAUGGUGUGGCUCCCUGGGGGUGCCUUCGAGACUGGCUCAGCAUCCAUCUUCGAUGGGUCUGCCCUGACUUCCUACGAGGACGUGCUUGUUGUGGCUAUCCAGUACCGGCUAGGAAUAUUCGGCUUCUUCAACACAGGGGACAAGCGCGCAGUGGGGAACUGGGCCUUCAUGGACCAGGUGGCUGCCCUGACCUGGGUCCAGGAGAACAUCGGGUUCUUUGGUGGGGACCCACACUGCGUGACCAUGUUCGGGGAGUCAGCAGGAGCUAUAAGUGUUUCCAGCCUUAUUCUGUCCCCCAUGGCCAAAGGCUUAUUCCACAGAGCCAUCAUGGAGAGUGGGGUGGCCAUCAUCCCUUACCUGAAGGCCCCUGAUUACGAGAGGAAUGAUGAUUUGCAGAUGGUUGCAGAUACUUGUGCUUGCAACGUGUCAGACUCCGUGGCCCUGCUACAGUGCCUGUGGGCAAAAUCCUCCAAGGAGUUGCUGAGCAUCAACAAGAAAACCAAGUCUUUCACUCGAGUGGUUGAUGGCUUUUUCUUUCCUCAUGACCCUUUACACCUAUUGGCUCAAAAAUCAUUUAAGCCAGUUCCUUCUAUCAUCGGAGUCAAUAACCCCGAGUGUGGCUUCCUGCUGCCCAUGAUAAGAAUUCCUGCUAAGGAGUUUCCUGAGAUCCUCGGGGGCUCCAACAAGUCCCUCGCCCUGCAGUUGAUACACUCAAUCCUGCACAUCCCUGUCCAGUAUUUAUACCUUGUGGCUAAUGAAUAUUUCUACAACAAACACUCUCUGAUUGAUAUACGAAAUCGCUUCCUGGAUUUGCUUGGAGAUGUGUUCUUUGUGAUCCCUGAGCUGGUCACAGCUCAAUAUCACAGAGAUGCUGGUGCACCUGUCUACUUCUAUGAGUUUCAGCAUCGGCCCCAGUGCUUAAAGGAUAAGAAGCCACCUUUUGUCAAAGCUGAUCACACUGAUGAAAUCCGCUUUGUCUUUGGACGUGCCUUCCUGAAGGGCGACAUUGUCAUGUCUGGUAAGAAACUGCUGAGCAGGAACAUGAUGCUAUAUUGGGCUAACUUUGCUCGGAAUGGGAAUCCUAAUGGGGAAGGCCUGCCCCUGUGGCCGGCCUACGAUCAGACCGAGGAAUACUUACAGCUGGACUUGAACAUGAGCAUGGGACAGAGACUGAAAGAGCUGGAGCUGGAGUUUUGGACGGACACCCUCCCCCUGAUGAUGUCCUCUUCCAGAACGCUCCUUGCUUCUCUUUCUUUCUUAACCUUCCUUUCUCUGCUCCUGCCUUUCAUUUUCUCUUUUGCUCCUAUCUUUGUGUGAUUCUGGUUUUCCUUCUCCUUCUGCGGUUUCUCCCACAAUCAUUAGCUUCAUCUGUGUUUAGCUACUUUACGGAGUCAACUGCUUUAGCUGAUGUUUUGGGAACUUGGGGAUGAUCCUUAAAGAAUUAUUUUCAACGUCAAAAAAUGCAAUUUGGGGCUUCCCUGUGGCGCAGUGGUUGAGAGUCCGCCUGCCUAUGCAGGGUACAUGGGUUCAUGCCCCGGUCCGGGAAGAUCCCACAUGCCGCGGAGCGGCUGAGCCCGUGAGCCAUGGCCGCUGAGCCUGCGCAUCCGGAGCCUGUGCUCCACAACGGGAGAGGCCACAACACUGAGAGGCCCAAGUACCAAAAAAAAAAAAAAAAAAAAAAAAAAAACAACGCAAUUUGCCUUGGAAAGCUACCAGAUUUCUUCAAUAAAUCUGCAGGAGGGCUGGCCUAUUAGUUGGCAUCAUAAUGAUCUUGUUACUCAUAUAAAAUAAAAUAAGAAUGCAAAAUAUGUACAGGGAGCAGAAUUUAAUUAUGGGCUGAAAACUCUCCCCCUCUACCCCAGCAUCCAAGAUGAAGUGAACUUUCUAACAUGUCUUGGUGUGUGUUACCUGAAUUAUGUGUCCUCCAACCCCCAUCUAGGUGGGUUUUAGCCACGAACCAAGCAUGGAUGUCCUGAACAUCACUGCCUUGAACUGGCUCUCUUCUCUGGCUCAGGAGUUAUGUCGGGGAGAGGGACACACCAGAGACCCUGCUCAGAAAUGGAAAACAGAUGUCCUCCAAGUUCUGGAAUGCAGAAGUCAAACACCAGGCAGCAAGUUCAGUCAGAGAUUUCCAAGAAGAAGGGAUGUUUUACUGAUGGGGUGGAGACUAAUCCAUCAUUCAAUAAAUCUACAUUGGGUGCCUGAUAUGUACCAGCAAUAGCCCUACUGGGGUUACAACAGUUAACAAAGACAUACUCUCCAUCAAAUGAAUCACUAAGAACAAAGACUGCCCUUGGAUCUCCUUGGAAGGAUCCAGGUCUUCCUCCUACUACCCAGACGGCAGCCAAACUUCAGGAACUUGAACCUUAGAUAUAUAACUCACAGCUGAAAAAGGCUCCACCUGUCAUCUGGUCCUGUACAAAUGCUGGAGGCCACCACAUCAAAUUGACUGGAGAGAAGCAGCUGACAUCAAGAAAGAUGAUGCCAUUAUCCAUAUCUCCAAGACCAUUGCUAAAGGGGGUAAGUUUUCAGACUGCUGGAUUUGUCGUUUAAAAAACUCUUAUCUGUCCAUGAUGCCAGGGUCACCCUGGUCCAUUUCCUUAUCUCUGGUUAACAGCCCCAAACUUGGGAAACCUUGUGUCCAGGCUCUAUGCAAAGAAAAGUACAUGAGGAAAGGGUAACCAGAAUAAAACUGCCUGUGUGGUCUACAGACCCUUUUACUGGCCUCCAUGGCUGUCACCUUUCCAAUCCUGAGCCAAAAACUUAAAUGGGAAUUACCAGGAGGCAUUCAAUUUUCAAGAUUCGCUUCCUUUGAAGGAAGGCCCUACUUCCCUGGUUAGGAGUAAAUGUAAAUGAGGCUGUGAUCAGGAAGCUCUUCUUAACUCUUGAAAGUAUUAUGGAAUCUGCCACUAAAGCAAUAGCUCAGAAAAAUUCUGAGACUCUGGCCAAAGUUGUUUUUGAUAAUACCCUUGAUUAUCUUUUAGCUGAGCAAGGAGGUAACUGUGCUUUGGCCAACACCACUUGCUGCACUUGGAUUAAUAUUUCUGAGGAAGUAACUUAGUUACAUAAGAACAGUUAUAUAAGAUCACUGAGCAAGCCACUUGGCUUAAAAAAGUGACUUCUUCAAUAAGUCUUUCUUGGACUUAUUUGAUUUUGAUUGGUUUGGGUCUUAGGGACCAUGGCUCUAGAGUGCACUCCAAACAUUGAGAAUUAUCUUGCUAAUUACAAUCAUAAUCAUUUCUGUGGUGCAUUGUAUUCUCUCAAAGGUUUUAAAUACGCGUUCCCAGCUGCUAACGACCACGCAAAUGAUCUCACUAAGAUAAAGACACAGACCUACUAGAGAAUAGACUUGAGGAUAUGGGGAGGGGGAAGGGUAAACUGUGACAAAGUGAGAGAGUGGCAUGGAUAUAUAUACACUACCAAACGUAAAAUAGAUAGCUAGUGGGAAGCAGCCGCAUAGCACAGGGAGAUCAGCUCGGUGCUUUGUGACCACCUAGGGGGUGGGAUAGGGAGGGUGGGAGGGAGGGAGACGCAAGAGGGAAGAGAUAUGGGAACAUAUGUAUAUGUAUAACUGAUUCACUUUGUUAUAAAGCAGAAAUUAACACAUCAUUGUAAAGCAAUUAUACUCCAAUAAAGAUGUUAAAAAAAAGAAAAGAAGGAAAGAGAAUAACCACUUAAGUAUUAUGAACCUGAAGCCAGGACCUGUGACCAUCACGGGGAUUAGACAAAAACAUGAUGAGCUAUGGACGCCACACAAAGGAUCCACAAAAGUGACCGGUAGCUGAGAGUGGUGCUGAUGCCUUAGAUUUUGAUCGCAUCUCUCAGUUAAGCCAAGAAUUUGAUCAAAAGAGGGAAAAUGUUAAAAAAAAAAGAAACAACAGACCCCAAAUGCAGCCACUUGUGCUAAGCUCUUGUCACCAAAUGAAGAUUUAGUACCUAACUUAAUUGUAGUUUCAACCUUCCCCAGGAAUGUAAUCUUAACCAGUCAGUCUGGAAUUUCCUGGUCAGCACCAGUGAGGUAGUAUGCCUAAUAGACCCUCUUAUCCCCUCAAAGAAGGUAACCCUGCCUGAAAUCAUCAUUUUUGUUUGUUUAUGACUUCCUUGUCCUACUUCUUCUCUGCCUUUAAAACCUUUUCUUUUCUGCUUGCUAGA